AUGGCAGAACCCGGUGGUGGAGGCGGCAAUGGCGGUGACAGAGGCGGUGGUGACGAGGUUCGGCAAAGGGGCGAACCCGAGAGCCCUCAAAUCGACGAUCAAACGCUAGGCGAAGCCCCGUCGGCGAUCAGUGCUGAGGCUUCUGGGGGUUUGAGCGGUGGCGAUGGCCAUGCAGCGGAGGUUGGCGGUGGCGAUGAGGGGCAUACGCCAGGCGGGAUACGGCGUACGCCAGGCUCUGUUGUGAUGGUGGGUCCACUGGUUCGUCGAUUGGAUCCAAGCAGUGGGGUAGAGGGUGUGGUGAUUACCAGUUUGGGCUCGGCUGGAGCCGGCGGCAGCGGUAGCGGCAGUGGUGAUGAUGGUGAUCGGCCGGAGACACCGGUGAGAGAUCCGGCAAGGGGCAAGGGCCCGGUGGUUGAAGAGGGAGCAUCCGGAGAGGUACCCGUGGGAGAGGUGGAGUUCAGGUCUGCAGUAGGGUCUUCGGCACACGUACCCAUCACUCAAGGAGAUUUUGCCGAGUUUGUGUCCGAGGAAGAACUCGGUCGGUUGCUCCGGGAGAACCCUGGGGUGGUGGCUGCAGUGCUGGCAGCACGAGAGGAUAGGGCCCGAGGGGGGCAGCCAGCACUCGGGGCCACGGAGGUCCAGCAAGCUCGCUUGAGUUCUGUGGGCCUAUGA
Messenger RNA from Rhododendron vialii, 672 nucleotides. Its product is annotated as glycine-rich protein DOT1-like. The transcript is spliced from 3 exons. Bases 1 to 672 code for a protein of 223 amino acids. NCBI's taxonomy places the organism in Eukaryota, Viridiplantae, Streptophyta, Magnoliopsida, Ericales, Ericaceae. The record is from RefSeq and is a predicted model, not a curated record.